Messenger RNA from Alosa sapidissima (American shad), 2711 nucleotides. It is a transcript of the gene stm, whose product is annotated as starmaker. The transcript has 19 exons. The coding region runs from base 146 to 1858 and encodes 570 amino acids. Lineage: Eukaryota; Metazoa; Chordata; Actinopteri; Clupeiformes; Clupeidae. The record is from RefSeq and is a predicted model, not a curated record.
CUGCCCCCCUCAGCGCCGGGGAAGGUAUAAAAGCAAUGAGGCUCGUUCCAACAAGGCUUCAGACCUACGGGAGACUACACACACACGAGACACACCGGUGCUGUUUCUCCCUCAGCUUCGUGGCUUUUUAGAGAUUCCUGUCAAAAUGUUGUCACGGACACUUGUUGUUUGCUUGGUCUUUGCUGUGGCUGGUGUUGUUUUAUCGGCCCCUGUGACAGAUGGACAAGAUUCAGAUGACAGAGCAGCUCCAGUAAUUGCCUUUCUGAAUGGAGAUGCCAAUGGCCAGCCCACUUCAAGGCCUAACCAAGGAAUCACAGAUGGGACAGACUCAGCUGAGAAGAUGGAAGGUGCAGACCCAACUGACUCAAACCAGCCAGAUGGGGAUGAAAGUGUGGAGGACACUACAACAAGCCCUGAUUCCCAAGAGCUAUCUGAGGCUAUAACUGAGAGCCAGGACUCUGCUGAGCCAGACACAUCCGAAGAGACAGACAACACAGAGACUGCUGAGCCCGACACGACUGAGGAAGCCACGGAGUCAGAUAUCUCAGAGUCUGAACAAAACGAUGAUGCCACUGCCGAUGAGGAUGGCAUCAGUGAAGAGGCAGGUGCCAGCGAGAUGGCAGAUGCCAGUGAGCAGCAGGAUUCCCCAGACAGCGACAGCGACGAGGCUUCUCCAGACAAGGACGACAGCGACGAGGCUUCUCCAGACAAGGACGACAGUGAGGAAAACACAAUGGAAGUCAGUGAGCAGGAAGCAACUGACAAGGUUGAUACUGAAAGUACAGAGGCUGGAGAGGGCAAAGACUCAAAGGAGAAGAACACUGACGAGGACACAUCGGAUUCAGCAGACGAUGAGGAACCAGGAAUGGUAGCCAAUCAGGAAUCUGAAAGCACAGAAGCAGGUGCUGACAUCAAAGAAGACAGCACAGAAAUGAACAGCAUGUUGUCAUCAAAGGAUGAUGACAAAGUGGAGGCUAAAGAGGACAGCUCAAAUUCUGAGGAUGACGACAAUGACGACAUGGCUUCCAAAGACUCAACUGAGAAAGAGUCAAUGAUGGACUCCAGCAGCGAGGAAGACUCUGCCGACCAAGAGGCCGGAGCCAAAGAGGCCAAAGACACAAGCUCCAAAUUCGAGGGAGACACUGAGGAGGAAAGUGAGGCCAAAGAGGCAGGAGAAAGCAAGCAGAAGGAGGAGGCUGGGGACGACAGUGAUGAGGAGGGAUCCAAGAGUCUAGCUGAAAAGGAGGAAGGGGAGAACAUCAGCAGCCAGGAGGAGGACGAGGAGGACAAAGGCACCACUAUUGAGGAAGGGGACCCCAUCAGUGCGGAGGAGGAGGAGGCUGAGAUGGAGAAGAUGCCAGUCCUGGAGGAAGGCAUGCCCAUAGGAAGCCAGGACGCCUUUGAGGUGCAGAUGCAGGACAGCGCCAGCGACGACUCGGAGUUCGCCACCAGGGAGGAGAGCGACGAGGAGAAGAGCGUGGAGGAGGAGAAAAGUGACGAGUCGUCAGACGACAAAGAGAGUAAAGAUGCCAGUGAGAAAGACACCGAUAGCAUGGAGGACAAAUCAGAAGCUCCAACCAGUGAAGCAGCAGGAAGCUCAGAGACCAUGGAGUCAGCAGACAAAGAUGAACAGGAUGAUGCAUCAGAGUCAACCUCAAAAGAUGAGAGCAUGGAGAAGAGCACUGAGCUAGAUUCCACAGCUGAAGAUGAUGAUAUGGAUACCACAUCUGAGGAGAUAGUACCGUCCUCUGAGGCAGAGGACCUGUCUGCAGCCGUCACCGUUGAGGCACCGGAUCAGCCAGAUAAACCAGACGACACAACACCAGGGGUUGCCAAUAACACCAAUCAGAGUUCCUAGCAUUCUGGCUUGUACCAGUAGGUUAUGGUGGAGUCUAUACAACAGAAUCAUCAUGAAAAGACACAAAGGAAAUCUACUGAUGCAGUCACAAUAACAAAACAGCAUUUUCAGGCUGGACAUACUAUUUCUUCUUUCCUCUACACUUUCUCACUCCCCCAACAUUCUCCCCAAAAGACAACUUUUUUGUUAAUAGGGUGAGCAACAAAUUAAAUUAUUCAAUCUUUUGUGCACAGAAUUCAUAACUGACAUAGAAUAUUUUUCAUUUUUCUAACACCUAUGCAAUGUUGGCUUUAGGAGCCUUCAAAUUAUGAUGUUCAUGCAGCUAAUAGGCUUAAAAUCAUUGACAUUUUGAAAUCUGAGCACACAACUGUUACUUUUGCUGAAAAGAACAUUUGUUUGAUCUUUUACUGCAAUUCUGCUUGAUACUGUCUCUAAAAAAUUGCAGUGCUUGAAUGUUGUGGGGCUGGCAUGUUUUCGCAGGUUGUGGGAUUUUCUAGUUCUGCUUUUUCAACAUGCUACAACACUUUCUGACAGAUAACUGCUGCUAUGACAAAACAAAAAAUUCCUGACUCUCAGAAAAACGUUUUGCUUGUUUUUAAACAACAGACAAAUUUCUCACUGUAUAACAAUACGAUUUCCACAACAAAUGGAGUGUACAGACAUUUUAUGAGACAAUUUUGUUAUGCACAUCUCUUCAUUUUGAGAAUUUAUGACUAAUAUUGUAGUGUGCGUGUAAGAGCAAUGUUGAAGAAUUAUUGUAAUGACAAGAGAUGUAUAGAUGUAUCAAUAAUGUCAUUUAAUAUGUACACAGGGAGCAAAUUGAAUAAAGCCUGAGUGGUCAGAAAAAAAAUCA